AUGACUGAAAAUAAUUUACAAAAAUUAAAUAAUCUUCAAGAACAUUAUCAAACAUUAUAUAAUCUUCAACAUGAACAAUUAAUUACAUUACGUAAAGAAAAUCAUGAAUUACGAUUAAAAAUAACUCAAAAUAAAGAACAAAAAUUUAAAAAAAUAAAAGAAUAUGAAGAAAAAUUAGAAAAACUUCAAAUACUUGCUAAUGAUGCAAGUAUUCGAUUAAAUGAAGGUAGUGAAUUAAUAAGAAAAUUACAACAACAUUUAAAAAUUUGUCAAGAAAAAUUAUCUGAUAAAACAAAAACAUUAUUAGCAAAAGAUGAUACACUUCGUAAAUAUCAAUUACAUAUUGCUCAUCUCAAUGAUAGAAUAAAACAAUUAAUGCAUGAAAAGAAACAAUUAAUUGAUGAUUAUACAGUAAAAAAUUUACAAUUUUCAUUCAAUCUUAAUGAUAAUGAAAAAAUUGAUGUUGGUAUACAAACAUUACCAACAUUAUCAAUUCCACGUCGUAGUGUUCGAUUUAAUCUCGAUAAAGAAAAUUGUUCAAUUGAUCCAAAAUAUUUUCAAUCAACAAUGAUAAUAAAUAAACAAUCAAAAUAA
Messenger RNA from Rotaria sp. Silwood2, 594 nucleotides. The record is from the annotation of a GenBank genome assembly. Lineage: Eukaryota; Metazoa; Rotifera; Eurotatoria; Philodinida; Philodinidae.